Messenger RNA from Verruconis gallopava, 978 nucleotides. RefSeq lists its product as uncharacterized. Gene Ontology annotation, molecular function: 1-phosphatidylinositol binding; phosphatidylinositol-4,5-bisphosphate binding; SNARE binding. Gene Ontology annotation, cellular component: clathrin-coated pit; clathrin-coated vesicle. Bases 1 to 978 code for a protein of 325 amino acids. NCBI's taxonomy places the organism in Eukaryota, Fungi, Ascomycota, Dothideomycetes, Venturiales, Sympoventuriaceae. The transcript is spliced from 5 exons. Gene Ontology annotation, biological process: clathrin-dependent endocytosis; clathrin coat assembly; vesicle budding from membrane. The record is from RefSeq and is a predicted model, not a curated record.
AUGCGCCGCUCUAUUAUAGAUUUGAUUCAGUCGCGAAAAUCGGCAGUGAAGAAGUCGAUCAAACAUGCUACUAAAGCAAAGAUUGAGCCACCGAAUGCAAAAUACAUAGAGUCUAUUCUUCUAGCAACACACGCUAGUAAGCAAGGGGUAAUUGAUGUGAACAAGCUGCUGCAGAAACGCCUGUGUCGGCCAGAGUGGAUGACCGUGUUCAAAUCGCUUAUUAUAAUUCAUUUAAUGAUUAGGGAAGGUGAGCCUGACGUGGUGAUGCCGUAUCUCUCACACAACCUACUAGAAAACAUUGUUUUUGAAGAAGGUAUGAAAAGAAAAGCACAAGGUCGCAAUAUCAAUACCUAUAGCGAAUAUCUUAUUCAGCGGGUAACCUCAUAUUCGCUAACAAAUUUUGAUUUCAUACGAGCAAACUCAUCGCAUGUAAGAAGUCUCGGUGUAGAUGGCGGCUUGAUAAGUGGAAUUGAAAAUCUACAGGAGUUGCUGAAAGCUCUUUUGAGAUGCAACUUUUUCACCUUUGAAUCUGAGAACGCUAUAUCUCUUGCGGCAUUCAGGCUUCUGGUUCUAGACUUAUUGUCAUUAUUCAGAGCCGUGAGUGAAGGCAUGGCAAACAUAUUGCACAAUUUUCUUCAGAUGUCCAAAGAAGACGCUUAUAAAGCUGUUCAGACUUAUCGCGUGUUCGUGGAACAAGUUGAAUCAAUAGAAACAUAUUUUUCCAGCACCCAAGAACAGUUAAGCUCAAUAGGUGUUGAAAUACCUAUAAUCAAGAAAACAUCGACCAUUCUGGUCGACCAGUUAAAAAACUAUGUUAUGGAUCCUGAAUUUCAAACAGUCGAACAUCAGUACUCGUGUGCGAGAGAUGGGACCAAAGUGUCCAGCGAGCUAAUUCAGUCUGACACCGAACCAAGCCGCGAUUGUGACUCGGAUCCCGAGCCCAAUGCCCCUAGAGAAGCUCCGGAUUGGCAGCCUUGA